AUGGCUGCCAAGGGCGAUUCGCUGCGCGACAGGCAGAUUGCCUCGUUGCGCAAGAUCCUGAACCUCAACCAGGACACCGACCCCAGGGACGACGACGAGCACCACGCCAACGGCACGCUGGCCCCGGCCGGCCCCUUGCUUGGCGCCGACGGCGAGCCCGUGUGGAAGGUCCUCGUCUUUGACGACCUGGGCCGCGAUGUCAUCAGCAGCGUGCUGCGCGUGAGCGACCUGCGCUCCCUGGGCAUCACGAUGCACAUGCAUCUUUCGGCCUCCCGGCAUGCCAUACCCGACGUGCCCGUCAUAUACAUGCUGGAGCCGAGCCCCAAGAACCUCGAGGCCAUCACCAGCGAUCUGCAGAAGGGCCUCUACUCCCCUGCCUACAUCAACUUCACCUCUUCGAUACCACGGCCUCUACUGGAGGACUUCGCCUCACAGACCGCCACCGCCGGCACCUCGGAACACAUAGCACAGCUCUACGAUCAGUACCUGAAUUUCAUCGUCGCCGAGCCGGACCUUUUCAGCUUGGGGAUGCAGAAGGAGAACACAUACUGGGCACUGAACAGCGCAAAGACCAAGGACGAAGAGCUGGACCAUGUUGUGGACAAGAUUGUCAGCGGGCUGUUCAGCGUCGUCGUGACACAGGGCGUGAUACCUAUCAUACGGUGUCCCAAAGCUGCCGCCGCCGAGAUGAUUGCAGCAAAGCUGGACCGAAAACUACGCGACCAUAUCCUCAACUCCAAGGACAACCUGUUCUCUGCGAGCGCUCGACCGGCCUCGUCCGCGGGAACCGCUGCUUCCCGGCCCGUGCUGAUCAUCCUGGACCGGAAUGUCGACUUGAACCCAAUGCUGUCUCAUUCCUGGACGUACCAGUCCCUGGUGCACGACGUCCUGAACAUGAAGCUGAACCGCAUCACGAUCGAGACGCCAGUCGACGAACAGAACCCUGCCAAGGGCGUUUCCAAGAAGGCCUACGACCUGACGGCUUCCGACUUCUUCUGGGAAAAGAACGCUGCUCUGCCAUUCCCUCAGGUCGCCGAGGAUAUCGAUGCCGAGUUGACCAGGUACAAGGACGACGCUGCCGAGAUCACCAAGAAGACAGGCGCUUCCUCUAUAGAGGAUCUACAAAAUGACACGAGUGCGAGCGCGCAGCACCUCAAGGCCGCCAUCACAUUGCUGCCAGAAUUGCGCGAACGCAAAGCCACACUUGAUAUGCACAUGAACAUCUUAGCUGCGCUUCUAACAGGAAUAAAAAACCGACAGCUAGACAAUUUUUUCCAGAUGGAGGAGGAAGUCAUGAAGCAGACCAAAGCGCAAGUGUUGGAGGUUAUUAAGGACGAGGCUAGGGGAGACCAGCCACUGGACAAGCUGCGAUUGUUCAUAAUCUGGUUCCUGAGCACCGAGCAGGAAGUAAGCAGAGCAGAGUGGACUCAGUUUGAAGAUGCCCUAAAGGCCACUGGCAUUGAUACCACAUCACUCGCCUACAUCAGACAGGUCCGAGCCACGACCAAGAUGACGCAGCUGACCACCAUCAACAACCCUACACAACCUUCUAACCAGCCUGGCUCCGACCUGUUUGGUCGCUUCUCGAACCUCUCCACCCGUCUGACUGAUCGAGUCAAGGACGCUGGUGUGACACUGCCUGGCGGCUUCAACCUAGAUUCUCUGAGUGGCGCACUGAAGAACCUCAUCCCCGUAAAUCGUGACUUGACAGUGACAAAGAUUGUCGAGUCCCUGAUGGACCCUCAGGCGGCAGCAACUUCGGCCCUCGCCAAGACGGAAAACUAUAUGUACUUCGACCCAAGAAGCGCCAACGCACGAGGAACGAUGCCGGCUCCAAGUGCUAUUAGAGCAGGGGCUGGCAGCACGCCCGGUGCGCUUCCAGGCACUCAGGGCCCCGGCAUGGGUGCGAGCUUUGGCCAGAGACGCCAAGGUUACACAGAUGCCAUCGUCUUUGUGGUGGGAGGCGGCAGCAUGGAUGAGUAUGGCAACUUGCAGGAGUGGAUAGCCAGGACUGGUGGAGAAAGAGCCAAGAAGAGGGCCAUCUACGGAGCCACGGAGAUCAUGAACGCCACCGAGUUCUUGAGCGGACCCCUCGAAAGGCUAGGACAAGAAGUCAGUAGCUAA
Neoarthrinium moseri is the source of this 2124-nucleotide messenger RNA. RefSeq lists its product as uncharacterized. Gene Ontology annotation, biological process: endoplasmic reticulum to Golgi vesicle-mediated transport; intracellular protein transport. The coding region runs from base 1 to 2124 and encodes 707 amino acids. Gene Ontology annotation, cellular component: Golgi membrane; cytosol. The transcript has 3 exons. Gene Ontology annotation, molecular function: syntaxin binding. NCBI's taxonomy places the organism in Eukaryota, Fungi, Ascomycota, Sordariomycetes, Amphisphaeriales, Apiosporaceae. The record is from RefSeq and is a predicted model, not a curated record.